GCAAAAAGCGGAUUUCACAAAAUGUACGAAGGAAAUCCGAUCUUUUGAAACAAAGAUGGCGGUCAAAAGGAGUGAAAAAAUAUUAAUUUAGUUUUAGUAGAAUUUCUUUACCUAUUUUCUUUGCAAUGACGUCGAAAUCUCGACAGGGUAGUGGGCAUCGCGACGGCUUUGUAUUCAAGUAUUGUUUAAGCAGUAUUUCAGCGUCGGUUGCCGAAUCUGUUACAUUUCCAUUGGACAUUACCAAAACCCGUCUUCAAAUUCAGGGAGAGACUGCCUCGUUGGUUUCUGGAGCUAAACGUCAGCCUUACAGAGGAAUGAUAAAGACUGCCAUUGGCAUUGUAAAGGAAGAAGGAUUUCUGUCAUUAUGGCGAGGCAUCACUCCAGCCCUUCUUCGACAUUUAGUGUAUUCCGGUUCACGUAUGGGAGCAUAUGAAGUAAUCCGGGAAAAAGUUUUGCUGAGAAACAAAGAUGGAUCUUUUCCCCUCUGGAAAGCGGUUGUUGGCGGUAUGAGUUCUGGUGCUAUUGGACAGUUUUUGGCCAGUCCAACUGACUUGGUCAAAGUUCAAAUGCAGAUGGAAGGCCGGAGAAUCCUGGAGGGAAAACCACCAAGAUAUCGCGGCACGGCUCACGCCUUCUCCAGUAUUGUUAAAAACACUGGAGUGACCGGAUUAUGGAAAGGGUGGCUACCAAACGUCCAGAGGGCGGCGCUUGUAAAUUUGGGAGAUCUUACGACGUACGACACAGCAAAACAAUUUCUCCUGAGAAACACGAAUUUGGGAGAUACCUCUGCUACGCAUAUGCUUUCAAGCAUCACCGCUGGACUAGUAGCUGCUACCAUGGGCACUCCAGCUGACGUCAUCAAAACUCGAAUCAUGAACAAUCCCAUGGCUUAUAGAGGAGAUGAUUGUUUUAUAACUGCGGUAAGAGAGGAAGGAUUUUUCGCUCUCUAUAAAGGAUUCAUACCCACCUGGACACGAAUGGCCCCAUGGUCUAUGACAUUCUGGUUAGUUCACGAACAAAUUCGUAAAAUUGCUGGAACCUCUGGCUUUUAAUACCAAGUAAUGAAUAAUGCAGGUAGAAUUAUGACAAUUAUCACAUAUAUUACCCAAUGAACCGAAAGGACUGGAAAGGCCGCCAGCCCGCCAUCUUUGAAGCAAAUUAAUUAAUGGCCGCCAUGAAUGACAACAGUUAAAAUUACACGUUUUUUGGCCGCACCCAAUAAUUGGGUAAGAUUUUUCCCGGGCAGUUAAUACAAAAUACACAUUUACAGACUACUCAUAUACAUACUUUUCACAGCCUCGUACCCAGCGCGCGGGGGUGCUUGUGGUGGUUUUGUUUACCCACGUGCUCGCUUUUUUUUAGCUGACCUCUAUACAAUAACUGAAUGCAACGUUUUAUAUUUCACUAUUAAAGCGCCUGGGUA
This is a messenger RNA of Dendronephthya gigantea, 1423 nucleotides long. RefSeq names its product mitochondrial uncoupling protein 4-like. Gene Ontology annotation, cellular component: mitochondrial inner membrane. Gene Ontology annotation, biological process: mitochondrial ADP transmembrane transport; mitochondrial ATP transmembrane transport; response to cold. The record is from RefSeq and is a predicted model, not a curated record. NCBI's taxonomy places the organism in Eukaryota, Metazoa, Cnidaria, Anthozoa, Malacalcyonacea, Nephtheidae. Gene Ontology annotation, molecular function: ATP:ADP antiporter activity.